Varroa destructor (honeybee mite) is the source of this 11343-nucleotide messenger RNA. RefSeq names its product dachsous cadherin-related 1 (gene ds). Gene Ontology annotation, molecular function: calcium ion binding. Gene Ontology annotation, biological process: homophilic cell-cell adhesion. Gene Ontology annotation, cellular component: plasma membrane. Lineage: Eukaryota; Metazoa; Arthropoda; Arachnida; Mesostigmata; Varroidae. The record is from RefSeq and is a predicted model, not a curated record.
ACUAGCUGAAAUUAAACAGAAAAUACGUUGGAAGGCUAUCAUCGCAACGGAACGAGUUAAACUACAUUUGUUGAGUAUUGAGAUAGUUACACGGUAGACGCUCUGAUGACGUGAUGCAAACUCUGAACUAUUGCAGAAGGCCGAAGCGGACGUGUGGCACAGUGGUGAAGCCCAAGUAAGAUUUACUUACAGGUGAAGAAGUUCAGUUUCUGACAACGCGUGACGAAAACCACUCGUCUUGAAUGUGUCUCUAGGAAACUGCCACCUUAAGCCAACGUGAUUAGCGGAUAUAUUCUUGCUUAGAACAGUCUGUGUACUUGUAUUAUACGGAACAAUUACAAAUUGAAACUGCGAAAAAGGAUACUAGCAACGGAUUAAUGACAACGGCUUUCGUGCUUACUGGACUCGUCGUUUGGAGAUGACGGAGUCGAGACCUGAUCGUGACGGAGGUGACGCGGUGGCAGUAGCUAAAUGGUGAGACCGGGGGCAAAGUCGUCCUUGCGUAUUUACGCGGGACGCGUAACCAUGAAGCGGAUUGCCGGUCCCCUAUUGCAACUGCUGACCGCUGGGUUACUGUUGGCGCUAAUAGUGUGCUCGCGAUCAGUCAACGCUGAGUACCUACAAGAGUUCGAAGUGCGUGAAAAUGUCCAACUUGGUACAGUGAUUGGGUUUAUCGGACAGCCGAAAAAUGGCGGCCAGGCACCCCCACCAGCUCCUCCGUAUUAUGUUGUGCCAGUGGCGAACAGCGAUGUUGAUCGUGAUCUUGUAGUUGUUGCGACUACAGGCGAGAUCCGGACAAAUACAACUCUCGACAGAGAAAGCCGAGCAGAAUACUCAUUUACGGCAAUUCCGGUCGCAAUGGGUGAGAAUGUGCGAGUAGUGAUUCGGGUACAGGAUGAAAAUGAUAAUGCACCUCAAUUUCCGGCCAACUUCAUUCGAAUAGAGUUCGCCGAGAAUGCCCCUCGAGACGCGAAACGUACGUUAGCACCUGCCCGCGACCGUGACCUCGGACAAUUCAACACGCAGCGCUACGAGAUCAUCUCAGGUAAUACGAAUAACGCGUUCAAGCUCUCAUACCACAGGGAGCGGGACGAGGUUCUUUAUCUCGAUCUGCAGGUGAACGGAGUUCUCGAUCGGGAGAUCACACCGAGUUACUCGCUCGUAGUCGAGGCGUACGAUGGCGGGACACCCGCUCUCAAGGACACGCUCCGAGUUAAUAUCACUAUCCAAGAUGUAAAUGACAACCAACCAAUCUUUAACCAGGGCCGGUACGUGGCAACGAUCCCGGAGAACGCAACAGUAGGUACAUCAGUUCUUCGCGUAUUUGCGACUGAUACUGAUGCCGGACGUAACGGUGAGGUGCGAUAUUUAAUUAGCCGUCGACAGAGCGACAGGAAGCAGUUCUUCACGAUCGACGCAAAGACUGGCGAGGUUUUUGUCAACAAGCCUCUGGACUAUGAAACGAAAGAGCUACACGAGUUGGUUGUCAUUGCCCGUGACAACGGGGCACAACCCCUUGAGACGACGACGUUCGUAUCGAUCCGCGUCACGGACGUCAACGACAACACACCCACAAUUAGCCUCAUAUUUUUGUCGGAUGACACUUCUCCUCGAAUCAGCGAAGACGCAAAAGUUGGCGAUUUUAUUGGACGAAUAUCCGUCAGUGACCCCGACUCGCGCGAAGAGUACGCCAAUAUCAACGUGACGCUCCAUGGGGGUGACGGCCAUUUCGGGUUGACCACGCGCGACAACGUCAUCUACCUUGUUGUGGUUAAGGCACCACUGGAUCGUGAGCAGCAGGCCAACUAUACGAUGUCUAUAAUGGCUACAGAUCAGGGUGUACCCCCGUUGAAUGCGUCAUCUGUUUUCAAUCUAGCCGUCACAGACGUCAAUGACAAUCCGCCAGUGUUCUCACAAACGGAGUACACGGUAAACAUACCCGAAGUAGCGGAACCAGGCUUCUCUGUCCUGCAGCUGCGAGCAGUUGAUCGCGAUGUGGGCGAGAAUGCUGAGCUUCGAUACGAACUGCUUGACGACCCAAGUGGCUGGUUUAAGCUGGAUGCUGUGUCUGGCCUGUUGACGACGAAAGCGUACGUCGACUGUGAAACCAAUCCUAAUCCGGUCCUGUCGGUCGUGGCCAGGGAUCGCGGCACCCCGCGGUUAUCGGCUACCGCUCGGGUCAGUGUGACUGUCAGCGAUUUCAAUGACAACGAACCACUCUUUGAUCAGAGCUACUACAACGUGACAGUUGCAGAGGAUACAGAAAUGGGAACUUGUAUCCUUAAGGUUUCUGCUUCGGAUCCUGACUGCGGAGUUAAUGCUAUCGUGAACUUUGGCUUGGGCCCAUCGGCACCAUCCGCUUUUCGAAUUGACCCACGCACAGGAGAGCUUUGCGUGGCUACACGACUCGACCGAGAGUUGAGAGCCACUUACGAAAUACCCGUAAUGGCCACCGAUAGGGGCGGCCUAAGUACGUCCACCGUAGUAAAAGUGCACGUCCUCGACAUAAACGACCAUCGACCAAAAUUUCUACUCGACGAAUACAAUGUGUCCCUAAGUGAGUUCUUCGAUCAAACGACGCAACCUAUCGUUGUAGUUGUAGCCACUGAUCGUGAUACUGGACUCAACGGACGAGUCACCUACUCCAUUGUUGAAGGAAACGCUCAGAAACGCUUUCGUAUUGAUCCUAGCACAGGCGGGAUCUACAUCACGUCAGCCUUACGCCGUAGCUCAGGUGGCAUGACGCAUCAUCUUGUCGUGACAGCCCGGGACGGUCAGGGUGUCGAGGCCGAACGGCCUGCGCAUGUCCACGUACAUGUUAGUGUUAUUGGAGCAAUGUCAUCAAAUCAACAGAGGACACCGGUAUUCGAUGCGCCCCGAUACGUUUUCCCUGUUCGUGAAGACGUGACACCUCACAGCGUCGUCGGCAAUGUGAUAGCUCGUGCUGCUGAUCAAGGCUCUCAUGGGGUGCGCUAUGCGAUUCGUUCGGGUAAUGACCAGGGUUUGUUUACGAUCGACCCUAUUCGAGGGUUGAUUUCAGUUGAAAAAACUCUCGAUUUCGAGACCGCGGCGUCAGUCCUUCUAAAUGUUCAAGCUGCCGCCGGUAACCCGCCGGCCUACGGGCAUGCUCAAGUCAACAUUUCAAUCGAAGAUGUAAACGACAACAACCCGUGUUUCGAAAGUUCCGAAGUGAGGAUAUCUGUAGCCGAAAAUACAAGUCUAAGUAGCCCAUUAUAUUCGGCUCACGCUGAAGACGCUGAUUCCGGUGAAAAUGGCCGAGUUACUUAUGCUCUUGCUGAGGAAUCUGACAGCUUUAAGGUAGUCGCUCGAACAGGCGCCAUCAUGCUCAAGCGUAGUCUUGACUAUGAGUUGCGUCAACAGUAUCGCUUGAUUUUGGUCGCACGAGAUGGCGGACAGCCUACGCGGACGGGGAACACGACGAUCAUCGUCGAAGUUCAGGAUGUCAAUGAUAACGCGCCUGUAUUCGAACACGAAUCCUACCGGGUCACGAUUGACGAGAGCCUUCAGUUAGACGAGCAUUUCCUACAGGUGGUUGCUGCCGAUUCAGAUAGUGGAAAUAACGCCCGCAUUACAUAUAGGCUCGUGGAGACAGAGUCUGGUGGUACGAUUUCUCCACGGUUUGGUAUAUCACCAAACACCGGUCAAAUAUUCCUUCGGCAACGAUUAGAUCGAGAGUCAGAAGAAUCGUACGAGCUGAGCGUUGAAGCAGUCGAUAACGGAAGUCCUUCAUUGUCGGCUCAGGCGCUCGUUCACGUGACCAUUAGCGAUGCGAACGACAACGAACCUCAAUUCCUUAGGGACUCAUUUGAAUUCGCCGUUGAAGAGAACGCCGAACCUGGACGAAGGGCCGGUGAAGCGCAGGCCGUUGACAAGGAUCUCGGCGAUAAUGCUGCACUUCGAUACGUUUUACUUUCUUGUGAUAAUGAGUUCUACAUCAAUCCAGCAUCUGGAGAAAUGUUCACCAAAAUGCGUUUGGAUAGGGAGAAACGCUCGAGCUACGAGUGCGUUGUAGAAGCUCGUGACCAAGGCUCAACACCGAAGAGUUCCCGGGUAAGCGUUCGAAUCCGUGUCCUCGACAAAAAUGACAACGCGCCACAAUUCAUCGAUAAUCAAGAGACCGAUUUCAGUGUUCGAGAAGAACAACCGGCCGGUUCCGAGGUGGCUCACGUACGGGCAACAGACUCGGAUGAAGGGGCAAACGCUGAAAUUGUUUACGAAAUCGAGGCGACGGGUGCUCCAUCCGACGGAGCCCAACUCUUCAGCGUCAACAGUGAUGGACUCAUUAGGACGAAAAGUGUCCUUGAUCACGAACAACAGGACAUGUACACCCUGCGCGUAGUUGCUAAGGAUAUGGGCUCACCAUCACUCGAGGCAAAACUCGAUCUCACCAUUAAAGUGCAAGACGUCAACGACAACCAGCCGUCAUUUUUCAGUUCAACAAUCAGCUUCACAAUUCAGGAAGGCCUACCGCCAGGCCGUGAGGUCGGCGUUGUGGAGGCUUUUGACCAGGACAAAGGACAAAACGGGUUGAUAACCUAUACCAUCGUCAGUGGCAAUCCUUUCAAUACAUUCAGUAUCGACCGUUCAAACGGAGUGCUCUAUACCAACGUCGAGAUCGACUUCGAGCGUACGCCCGACUUCGCGCUCCAAGUGAGCGCUAGUGACAAUAACGUUAUGGACUCACGAGGCUCGGUAAUUAAUGUCAACAUUCGUGUGGAAGAUGUUAACGACAACGCGCCCAAAUUCGCAACUGACCCAAUCGUCUUCUCUGUGAGUGAAAGCGCUUCUCCUGGAAGUGUUCUCACGACAAUUACGGCUCGAGACGAAGAUAGCGGUUUGAAUGGUGAGGUGCGCUAUUCAAUUGCUGAAGCAGGCCCGGGCAAACAAACGUUUACAAUCGACCCCGUCUCAGGCGCUGUGACUCUGAUUGAGCCCUUAGACUACGAAAAACAACCUCAAUAUGUUUUCGUAGUGAAAGCCCAGGACCAGGCUCGAGAUAUGGAAUCUCAACUGAGCAGCAAAGCGACCAUAACACUGCUCGUUGAAGACGAAAACGACAAUUCACCUGAGAUAGUAUCGAAAAAUUAUGUCGAGGUUCUAGAGGACGAGGACGUUGGCGCAGUUGUUACGACAAUCCUAGCCAGCGAUCGGGAUUCACGUGAAAACGGACGCAUUACGUUUCGGAUUCAGAGUGGAGAUAUUCAUGGAAACUUCCAUUUGGACGAAAACACUGGUCGAUUAACCAUAGCUCGUCGCCUUGACCGUGAAUUAACGCAGGAAAUUGUGCUGAAUAUCACCGCAAGAGAUAAUGGCCGCUCUAGACGCUACACCGUUCAAUCACUUCGCGUGAAGAUUCGCGAUGUAAACGACUGUGCGCCGAUGUUUGUUCAACGAUCGUACUAUGUCAAUGUUACCGAAACCAAGCCUAUUGGAAGCACUCUGCUUCGGGUGUCGACAAAAGACAACGACGUGUCCGGUGGCUCGAACGUCACGUAUACGCUGCACCAGGAUCCUUCGAUUCCGUUCACCGUCGACGCAAUUACUGGUGAAGUCCGCAUCACCGCAGUUCUGGAUCGAGAACAAUGCGAUCGCUACAAUUUGACAAUAUUCACGGAUGACGGUGCAACUCCGGUGGCACAUUUCGAUUCGGCCAAUUUAAUUAUCGAUGUUCUCGACGCUAAUGAUCAUGCACCGGACUUUGGAGAGAGCUGUUAUCCUCUGUAUAUUCCCGAGAAUCGAGGGCUAUCUGUGAUUCAUCGGCUGCACGCGAACGACCGCGACGCAGGACAGAAUGGCGACGUAAUCUAUAAUAUUGCCGAAGGCAACGACGGAAACAUGUUCGCCAUCGACCCAUACUCCGGCAGUUUGAGUUGUAAGGGUCUCGAUCGUGAGACGCUGCCGGUUUACCGACUCACCAUCCAUGCUCAAGAUCAAGGAGUGCCGCCAAAAAUUGGCCGCUGCAAUCUUGAAGUGCACGUGCUCGACCAAAAUGACAACGAUCCUCAGUUCGAACAUAGCGAAUACAGUGCUCAGGUGAAAGAGGAUGCGGAGAUCGGGACCGAAGUUCUUAUGGUAAAGGCGCAUGACAUCGACGAGGGGGCUAAUGGCAAGGUAACCUACUCGUUGAUUAAUGCGACUGGUGUGCCGUUUGGCAUUGACAGUGAGACGGGGCACAUCCUAACUACUGGCCAUUUCGAUCGAGAACACGAACAAAGCUACACGCUCGAGGUUCGCGCAUCCGAUAACGGGGCCUAUGAAUCACGAUUUCAUUCGGCAACGGUACACAUCGCUAUCACAGACGCAAACGACCACAAGCCCGUAUUUAUUCGAUACCCAUUCAUUGCUGAAAUCUCACCUGAUGCCCCUAUCGGCGCCAAGAUCGAGCGAGUCGUGGCUGAAGACGAUGACGACGGCCAGAACGCUGAUGUUUCCUAUACAUUUAGCGAGCAAGGACUUCAUAAUAACCUCUUCAACAUUGAUCCAUACUCUGGCCAGGUUACGUUAGUUCAGAGCGUGUACAACUACAAUGGCAAGGUCCUUCACGUCGAGAUCGUGGCUAGCGACCGUGGCGAAGUACCGAAAUCUUCACUGGGCGUCCUUGAAGUUCACGUGGGCAAAACCUCACACCACCAAGAGCUUCACUUCGAGCAGGAAAAGUAUGCAGCCUACAUUUUGGAGAAUCCCAAUUAUGGUGCGGAAAUCACCACUAUAAGAGCGUUCAAUGAUCUUAUGAGCUCGCAGGACAUUACCUACUCGUUCGAUAGUGACUCGGACGAAUUUUCGAUCAAUCAUAGCACGGGCGUCGUGCGAGUGAACAAUUCGCUCAAACUCAACUAUAAACAACAGCAGGCAAUUACCACAAUCGUAAUCGCGAAGAGCAUCCGCAACGGGGAACCGAGUUAUGGCUAUGCCCGUCUACAGGUGAACCUUCGUGAUAAGAACGACAAUACGCCGCGGUUCUCGCAAACUCACUAUGUCGCAUCGGUGGCCGAAGGCAAUCGACGGGGUGAAGUUGUCGUGCAGCUGUCCGCUAUUGAUGAGGAUGAGGAACAUGGUAAUGGUCAUGUGAUGUACCACAUUGUGGACGGCAAUCACGACAAUGCCUUCGCCGUCGAUACUUCUAGCCCCGGUGUGAUUCGAACGAACAUCGUGUUGGACAGAGAAAUCCGCGACACGUAUACGCUGACGGUAAUCGCAACUGAUGAAGGGUUGCCACCGUUGACCGGCACGACGACCGUGCACGUAUCGGUGGUGGAUGUCAAUGAUAACCAGCCCGUUUUUCCCCCGUACGAUCCGCUUAAAGUUCGUGAAGAUAAACUGGUAGGGGGGGUCGUUUCGGUGAUCACAGCGAACGAUGUUGAUGCACAUCCGGCGCUCGUAUACAACCUGCGAAACUCUGAUAACACGUUUACAAUCGACGCGUUCUCGGGUCAGCUGACGCUGGCGAGGCAACUGGACUUCGAGACGCAGACGAAUUACUCCGUAACAGUAAUGGCGACCGAUGGUGCACACACGGCAGAGACGACGGUAUCUGUAAUCGUUCUCGAUGUUAAUGACCAUGCUCCGAAAUUCAAUGAAUCGGCGUACACGGCGAUGCUGAGCUCAAGUAGUGGGGGAGUCAUUCUUACGGUAAACGCUACAGACGCUGACUUGUCGGACAAUAAUCGUGUCACAUACAAGAUUCGGCCAAAGUGUGAAUUCCUCAAGAUCAAUCGGAAAACAGGGGAAAUUUCACUUCGGGAGGGAGUGUCUCUAAAACCGAAUGUCAUUGCCUAUCUCUCAGUCGUCGCAGAGGAUGAGGGAAGCCCCUCGUUCAGUACGGCCGUGCCGCUGCGUAUACAAACUUCGAGUCUUCUAGAAAAACCCUAUAAUUUCGCCGAGAAGAGUUAUUCGGCUUCGAUCCUCGAAUCAGCGCCAAUUGGCUCAACGGUGGCGAACCUCAGCACUGUCGAUCUUCAUAACGGUGCCAAGACUGCUGAGUCGAAGCUCUCGUUUGACAUCUAUGAGGGCAAUGAAGAUGGUCUUUUCGCAAUCGACAGCAAGGGCAGGGUACAAACGGCUGGGCGACUUGAUCGUGAAACGCAACGGCAUUUUGAGCUUAAGGUUGUGGCUUUCCCGCACCGUAAACGCGAAAUCAUAAAUGUCACCACGGUUCUGGCUGUCGAUGUCAACGACGUGAAUGAUUCGCCUCCAGUAUUUAGUAAGAGCCGCUACGAAAUUUUAUUGUCGGAGCUUACCCGGGUAGGCACUAUGAUUCUGCAAGUGGUCGCCAUAGAUAAGGAUGCAGAAAGUGACGUUGCUUACGACAUAACAUCAGGGAAUGAAAAGGGCCAGUUUGAAAUUGGUAAUCGUACCGGGAACAUCGUGCUGCUCAAAGAACUCGACUUUGACGCCACGGAAGAAUUCAGGUUUAUAGUACGGGCCAUCGAUUUGCUAAAUCCUGCGCUUGCUUCGCUUGUCGGCGUCUCAAUAAAAGUUAAGGACGAAAACGACAACGCACCUGUAUUUCCAGUGUCGCGUUACAAUGAGUUCGUUCAAGAGUCAGCUCCUGUCGGAAGUGUGGUUUUCACUGCCCACGCUAGCGACAGGGAUAAGGGCCGUUACGGCGCGCUUAAUUACAGCAUUUUAGAGGCCGACGCAAGAGACAAGUUUAGCAUAAACGCUGAAAGCGGGCUAGUUACGACGAAUGCGGUUUUUGAUUUUGAAAGCAAAAAGCGGUACCAUUUUACUGUAGUGGCCAUCGAUGCUGGCGGUAAGUACGCCCAUGCCCAGGUUCAAGUUGACAUCCAGGGCAAAGACGAGUAUCCACCAGAGUUUCUCAAACCGGUGUACCAUUUCACAGUUCCUGGAAAUGCCCCGAAAGGCUAUGGCGUCGGACGUGUUGAAGCAACCGACGUCGACGGAGGAUCCGACGGUAUUGUGUCAUAUUGGCUGCGAUCACCAACCCAACCGAAUUUCCAAGUGAACGCGACCACCGGAGUCAUCUAUGUCGUCGAGCCGAUUUCCUCUCCGAAACGAGUUGUUGAAAUAGCGCUGACCGUGGAAGCUGGUAGUGGUCGGACAAAUUCGUUGACGAGCCUUACCACCGUACAGCUCACCGUCGACUUUUCUCUGAACGCCAGUCUUGUAACUGAGAAUCUGUCAGAAAGCGGAGUGGCCGCGUGGAUUUACGCGUUGCUAAUACUUCUCGGCUUCGCCUUAUUGAUCCUGCUCAGCCUUAUGCUCUUCUCCAAGUAUCGCACUUUGUCAAAGGAAGCCAACAAACCUGAAGCUGCCCGCGGAUUCGAAGAUACCAUAGAUGCCAUGGACGCACGCCGAUAUCCAAACCUCACGUACCCGCCACACUACAACGAGAUUUCGCACUACGACACGCCUGACGAGGCCCACAUGACGACGGGAUACGACAAGAGAUGCGUAUCCAGCCGAAGUGCCGAUGAAGACGAUGAGAUCCGCAUGAUCAAUGAAGGCCGGAUGCUUAACAUGACGCAUCGAGCCCACUGUGGCGGAGAGGAUGCCACGAGCGUGAUAUCAGCUCAAAACACACAAGAGUAUCUAGCGCGGCUUGGCAUCUACACGGGCUCCGAAAAGAGCACUCAAGGAGACUAUGCCAAGAUCGAAGGUGGCGAUUGCGACGGGAUGUCUAAUAUCAUCUACGAGAAACUCGAUGACCUCGACGACCAAGCCGUACCACAGCGAGGACCUCCACCGGUUAAAAUGCGUCAGCCACCUGUUGCCGGCUCUCUAAGUUCGAUUGUGCACAGUGAAGAGGAAGUUGCCGGUUCGUACAACUGGGAUUAUUUGAACGACUGGAGCCCACAGUAUCACAAAUUGCCGAAUCUCUUUGCAGAAAUGGCUAAGAUUAGUCCGGUAGUCGGUUCUGGGGGAGAUUCUGGAGGCCCGUCUGGUCCACCACACCCGGGAUACCCGAUGACCGCACUGAGUUCGGGGGACUCGUCGAAUGGAUCUCGGCGUAGCGUGAUUAUUGAACGACUUCCGCCGACGCAACAGCGGCCGCCACCUCCACCGAUGCCCCCAGCAGUCGUAGCUGCUGUGGCUAACUCCGCUAUAUCAACUAACAUGGCCCCGUACCCAAGCGCAAUGACCCCUAGCUUUGAUCCUUGUCCACCACCGACGCGUUCAUCGGAAGAACUCUCGCCUGUGUACGACGUAUCGCUUAUGGCGGGGCCACAUGCGCACCGUAUGUCGUUGCGUUCCAUAGUAGGCAGCCGAGCAGCCACACUAACCCGAGCUGCGGAGAGCGAUUCCGAAUUGUAACAUCAAUUCUAACAAUACCCAAAAUUUAAAUCUCUUUUAUGUCAACGGAUGGGCCCUAGAUGGUUGCUGUCACACUUUUAGAUGUUCGUCAAUGAAUACGGGAAAUCGCAAAACAAAAACCUCUAGCUGAUCUUACCCUGUUGAAGGAAGAGACGUUUCUACCGUAGUGUCCUGAAACAUUCCAUGAAACAAGGGCCAUUAUGUCAUUUUAUUUUGCCGCAAAACAAAUGAAGAUCUCUACACGGUUUUGAUAUUAUAAGGCAGUGGACGAAUUUGUAACUAAUUGUAUUAGUAGUAAUAAUAAAAGCGGAUUCUGCAGCCAAAUAGGGAGUGGAGGCAAAACCAGAAACGUGGGAUAGGCAGAACAAGGCCCAAUCACUGGCAGAGCAACGUAUUUAUUGUAUAUAUGCGUGUGAGCGGGUAAGAAGAAGAUAAGAAAGUGUUGAGAAAAACUUCGAAAAUUGAAUUAGAAGAUUGACGAGAACGAACGAACGAACGAACCGAUAGCCGUCACUCUAUUUUUAGACGUAUGUACAUAAAUGUACUUUCUUUUGUAAAUAGGAUCAGUAAGCAAACAGCAUAAACACAUACGAGAUGCAAUAAGCAGAUUGUCUUUAACGAAAUCCUUGGCGGAGUUCUCCUUGCGCCUAUUGUUAAAUCCCAAUUUAACGAACAAAUAGAAGUAUACCUAUAUCUUGUAAAUGUUAUGUACAGUUGGACGGCAAAGGAAGACUUUCGAAGUGUGCGAUUAUGUGAAGGCUGCCGCUUGUAAAGAUCAAACCAUCAAUUGUAGAUAUGGUACCGAAACUCAUGGCGCACGAAGCAACGUCAACAAAGGAUACGAUUAACAAAAUCAGGAAGACUCAAAUAAAUGCUAUCCAAUUUGUCCUCUGUACAAAGUUGCGCACAACGGGAAAUGUUGAUAACGAAUUACGACAGUAUAAAUACUGCAGAUAAUAUGAUAAGUAUGGCGGCGCGAUUUCCCAAUGUAAAAUGACUCAUUGAUAAUGUGCGUUUUUUUUUUGUCUAAAUAAAAAAAAAGUUAAA